This is a messenger RNA of Arctia plantaginis, 609 nucleotides long. The record is from the annotation of a GenBank genome assembly. Lineage: Eukaryota; Metazoa; Arthropoda; Insecta; Lepidoptera; Erebidae.
AUGUUACAUUUUAAGGUCUUUAUUAUCUGUCUGAUGGCUGCAGCAGCAACCUGCGAGCCUCCAAUCCAGGGUUACAACUACCAACAACCAGCUCUGAACAGUUACAACUCGCCUACCAAUAGCUACAUACCUCCCAGUACUGGUUUCUCUCCACCAAGCAACAAUUACCUCCCUCCUACCUUCAGCUCCGGCAACCAAAACUCCUACAACCACGGCCAACAUAGUCACCACGGUCACGGACAUGGUCAUGACAAUGAAGUGCCAAAAUCCUACGAAUUCGGAUACUCGGUGAAAGAUGCCCAAUCCGGCAAUGAUUACGACCGCAAGGAGAGCUCUGACGGCAAUGUUGUCCGCGGAGAGUACAGAGUGCAGCUACCUGAUGGACGUACCCAGAUCGUAACUUACCAUGCCGACUGGCAGACCGGCUUCCAUGCUGACGUAAGAUACGAAGGACAAGCGAAGUACCCCGAACCCACAUACAAUAACAGGAGACAAGGAGGUUACAACUAUAACGCCCCUCAAGACUUCAGCGGUUCGUUAACAGGCUUCAACAACAACAACAACUACAAACAACCAUCAACCGCUUACGGUCCCCCCGGAUAUCAAUGA